GCCAAAAUUCGAACUGAGCGGCCAUUUUCGUAAACGAAACGAAAGUGACUGGCGUCCGUUGAUAAACGUUGAUGCAACGACAUAGAAUUCGUACGGGUACAAAUCUGUUUGAAUCGCCAGUUUUUUCGUGGGAUAGUGAGAUUUCAGUGUUGAUUGUCGGAACAAAAGUGUCAAAAUGUCGAUCGGAGUGCCAAUUAAAGUACUUCACGAAGCCGAAGGUCACACUAUAACCUGCGAAACGAACACCGGCGAGGUUUACCGCGGGAAGUUAAUAGAAGCCGAAGACAACAUGAACUGUCAAAUGCAAAACCUGACCGUCACUUAUCGCGAUGGACGUGUAGCCCAGCUAGAAAACGUUUACAUUAGGGGCUCAAAAAUAAGGUUCCUUAUACUACCGGAUAUGUUGAAAAAUGCCCCGAUGUUUAAACGACCCGGUGGCAAAGGCGCCGGCACCGCGGGCAGAGGAAAGUCUGCAAUACUACGGGCACAAGCACGGGGUAGGGGACGGGGUCAAAACCAGAGAGGCAGAGGCACGGGUUCAGCGCCUUGGCUGAAUCAGCAAAACCAGCCAGGAGGUUCACAACCGGGAAGAGGAAGAGGAUAAAUGUUAUAAGGAUCAUUUUUGUUUAUCAUAAUAUCUAGUGCACUAAAGUUUAUUUAGGUUCAUACUUUUAUAAGGGAUGUAAAAAAUAAUUCCAUGUAAACGUAAAUUGAAACCAAACAUGCCUGUGACAAUGUGUGUAGGCAAUGACCCACUAAUGAUAAUAACAAUGUAAAUUAAUAAGUAUUCAAAAAUUUAAUUUUAUUGUGUUUACUUCCUUAGGGCUUUGAACAAGAAAACAAACCUGAUGGAGAAUAC
This is a messenger RNA of Diprion similis, 859 nucleotides long. It is a transcript of the gene SmD3, whose product is annotated as small nuclear ribonucleoprotein Sm D3. Gene Ontology annotation, biological process: RNA processing; spliceosomal snRNP assembly. The coding region runs from base 176 to 604 and encodes 142 amino acids. The transcript is spliced from 2 exons. Gene Ontology annotation, molecular function: RNA binding. Gene Ontology annotation, cellular component: U2 snRNP; U12-type spliceosomal complex; commitment complex. The record is from RefSeq and is a predicted model, not a curated record. NCBI's taxonomy places the organism in Eukaryota, Metazoa, Arthropoda, Insecta, Hymenoptera, Diprionidae.